AUGGUACGGCGAGAUAGACUCCGAAGGGUGCCGGGGGCCACGCUGGCGAGCUCCGGCGUAGAGGGGGCGGCGUCUACAACAACAGCAUCACGAAGAGCGACCGCUGCCGACCGAAGCACGCUCUGCGCUGGCAGGCCAGCUCGCCCGCUCCCGGCGGGGCUGAUCCUGGCGAUGGCAGCGACGGCGGGGGGAGGCAACGUAGUCUGUGCUUUCGCCCCAAUCGCGUCAAUAGACUGGCCAGGGGGCUUAGCGGGAGGGGGGGGUCGGCCCGAUGGGAGUUGCAACACCAAUCUGGCGGACUCGCGUGGUUGGUGGCCUCAGUUAACGGCGGUAGUAGAUCGCGGGGGGCGAGGCGUGGCGGCGAGAGUAGGGGAGGGGCGGCGGAGUUACGGUGCGCGGAGGCGGGAGAGAAGCGGGAGGCGGCGAGGGCAGACUUGGCUAGCAAACGCGCAGCCGGGAGGGGAAGUGGGGAACCCAAACGGAGACGCGGGACCCUCACAAUCGGCCAAUGGACCAGCCACAACAGAACAGGCGGGCAGAGAGCCGCAGGCUCGAGGUCCGCCAGUAAGACAAGGGCGAGGAGUCUCGAACGGCAACUCUACGCCACCGAGAGCGUCUCAGUCUAGAGCCUUUUCUAGGGGGCGGAACCCCAGGGGGUGGGGGGCAGAGGCCCGGCCCCGAACAACUGUUUUUAACGGCGUUCGGCGGGGGGGAGGGAAGAGGGGGACCGGCGGACAGGGCAGGGGGCGGGGGGGGCAGGGUAGAGAUAGCGGCGGGGCGGCGGAGAUGGAGGGCCAAGGGAAAACGCUCAAGGAACUCGUCAUGUUCGACCAGAUCCUUUCACAGAAGUCGCCGCCUGCGGGGUCCGCGGCAGCGAGCAACAAGACGGAGCUUAGCGCCAAGGUGGAGGCGGAGCUCUUCGAGGAGUACGACGCUAUGGUGCCCGGUCCGGCCGCGUCUGCUGUGGGCAACAACGCGGGGGGGGACGGGGCCGGGCAGGAGCGGACGGGGCGACCGCUCAAGAUCAACCUCGACCUGCUGAGCUACCAGGCCAAGCAGAAGAACAUGAAGGGGAACUACCGGGAGGCGCGGCGGCUGUACCGCACGUGCGUCGAGCUGGACCCCCGGGACGGCCGGGGCUGGCUUGGACUAGCGAGACAGAUGCAGAAGAUUCACAAGUACGACAAAGCCCAGCGUUUGUUCGAAGCCGGGCUGGAGAACUGUGCCGACAACCCUUACCUCCUGCAAGCCUUCGCGGUGAUGGAAGAACAGAGGGGGAACCAGGCCAAGGCCCUGACGCUGCUCAACCGGUCGGUUCGCAUGCACCCGGAGCAUACGGCGUCGUGGGUGGCGUUGGGUCUACUGAACGAGCGUAACAAGCGAAUCGACGAGGCCAGGGGGUGCUUCCAGACGGCCACUAGGAACGAUCCUAGGAACCACUACGCUUGGCUGGUGUGGGCGAUGCUCGAGAAGAGGAUCGGCUCCAUCGACGUCGCGAGGGAAAAGUUUAAGAUGUGCCUCAAGGUCAAUCCGAGGAACGCCAAGGUUUACCAGGCGUGGGGGGUGCUGGAAGCUUCCGAGGGAAGCAUCGCGCUCGCCACAGAGCUGUUCCGUGCAGGGCUAGAGCAGAGGCCAGACAACACCUACAUCAUGCAGGCGUGGGCCUUGAUGGAGGCGAAGCAGGGCAACACGGAUGCGGCCAUCAGCCUCUUCAAGGAGGCCAUCCUCAAGAGGCCCAGAGACGGAGCGGUGUGGCAAGCCUACGCCCUUCUGCUUAAGGACAUGGGGGACGUUGCGGGAGCGAGGGCGCUCUUCAGCAAGGGGACAACGCAGUCUCCCAAGCACUGCCCGACGUGGCAGGCGUGGGGUAUGCUCGAGUGGGAGCUUGGACAGAUUUCUAGAGCCAGGAAACUGUUCCAGGAGGGUGUGUGGGGAAACCCCAAGGGGCCCUACGUGGUUCGCAUCUUGCAGGCUUGGGGCAUCCUUGAGGCCACGCAGGGGAACUGGGACGAUGCUCGCAAAUAUUUCGGGUUUGCGCUGGCGAGGGACCCGUAUUCCCUCCCGGUGAUGGUGGCGUGGGCCCUCAUGGAGGAGUACGUGGGAGACAUCGGCAGAGCGCGACAGCUCUUCGAGAUCGCUACCACCACCCAGGCGGACAACGCAGACAUUUGGAACGUGUACGAACAGGUGGAGAUGAGGGCAGGGUUUCCAGAAGAGGCGGUGGCCGUGUACCAGAGGGGGGUCGUUGCCGUCAUGGCCGGCAAGAAAGAACCACCGCCGAAGGAACGAGGGCCCUCUCUUCUGGACCCGGCGACAGCCAGAGGGCCGUCCUUGCUGGAUGAGGCUUCGCGGUCUUUGAGCAUGUCGAGCACGGAAAUGGCUCUCGAGGUCAGCCGCAUCAUCGGAGGGGUGCAGUGGGCGAGCGACUACAUGACCUUCAGCGCGCUCAACAGCAGCUCCAAGACCGGCGGGGAGAGGAUGGCCUAUGAGCCGUGAGCCGAGGGGAGACGGCGUGGGAGACGCCGAACGCCGGAUUGCUGUUGGUCCUUUGGAAAGGAAUAAGUAAAGCAAGGUUAGUGCCUCUCGCCUUCGGUCGGCGAUGAUCGCACCUUGUGCUUAGGGUGUGUGCCGAGCUCCUUCUCUUACGCUGCCCCUGGAGUUUGAUGCAGUUGACGAUCUCCGUUGGCGAUCUACGUUGACGAUCUCCGUUGACGAUCUCCGUUGGCGACCUCCGUUGACGAUCUCCGUUGGCGAUCUCCGUGUUCGCGUCUCCGAAGAUUCAAUAGUUGAUGAGUCAAGUCGUUGAAUCGGAUUUGCACCGCACUGCUGUGCAUGUGGCGCUUUGUUUUAUUCCGAAUUCCCGGCUGAGCAUGCUGGGUGUGUUUGCUGGGAUUUCGUGUGCCGUAUUUUUUGUGUGUUUUGGUGUGACACGUGUGUGUCUUUUUGACCCAUCUAUCCAGCAGGCGUACAAGAUUUGUUUUCGGAAGGUCGCGGAAGGAAAUCGGAACAAUUGCACGAUGCUAGACACGGGAGUAGUCGUCUAGUUUGUGCGGGGGGAUUUCUGUGUUUUGGUCUCUGCAAUGAUGUACCGUGUGCAAGGCCCCAAAAAACGUGCACGUGCUGUGGGGACCGACUGGGUGUCACCUUGGGGAGGGAAAAGCGAAAUAGAUGGGGAUGGAGGUGUGGGUGGGGCUUGAUGCUCUUGGGGAGACGACAGCAGAGAGGCGUUGGCAAAGCCUUGUUUUGUUGGUCGUCGAAUGCUUUGCUCCGGAAUGGAAAGAACAAAAAACACGCUUCUAGAUGCGGUAUUUGUUCCCACGGGACUGUUGCUGCUGCUGCUGCUGCCGCUGUGCUAAGCGGUGAUGCUUCGAGUCGUAGAGUUAAACAAGUUGUCCUGAGGGUGGCAGUAUGAAUUAUGAUAUGGCAUUUUGGUUCUCGGAUCAACAGUAGUGUGGUUUUGGGGUGGUGAGAGCUCUUGUAUUCAAUUGUAGAGGCUUUUUUCUUUUUUCAUAUGAAGACCAUGGGUCUGGAGGAUUUUUGGAAUAGUUUUACGGGAGAGAGAACACGCAGUAAGAUGCAACCGAGGUGCUCUCGUUGCGCCCUGUUUCAAGCACCUCGAGAAGCGACGCCGUUGCCAAUGGAACUGCUGGUGCGUAGUGGGUUCUGAUGUGGCCAAGUGGUGUUUACGUUUGAAUUAAGAGAAAGAACGUGAGGAUACAGCUUCUUUUGCUGUG
Molecule: messenger RNA, 3734 nt
Organism: Ectocarpus siliculosus
Lineage: Eukaryota; Phaeophyceae; Ectocarpales; Ectocarpaceae
Source: the annotation of a GenBank genome assembly